This is a messenger RNA of Caenorhabditis bovis, 837 nucleotides long. Lineage: Eukaryota; Metazoa; Nematoda; Chromadorea; Rhabditida; Rhabditidae. The record is from the annotation of a GenBank genome assembly.
AUGGGGUUGUAUUUGUAUGCAAAAUUCACGUUGGGAGGUGCUAAAACUUUGAAGGAGCUCUUCCAAUUGAAUACAACGGUGUUGUUCUGGAUCGGCUUCAUUCCGCCGCUGUUCGCCGCAAUCUUUGCAAUUCUAACCGCGAUUUUAUUGCAUCAAGAGAAGAUCACGAAUUAUGUCUGGAUUUGUGGGCGCGCGUUUCUUCCAUCGCUUUCUCGCAUUAUCAAUCUUUCGCUUGAGGGCCUCGUCUGGCAAUUGUGCAUUUUCUUUCAUAUCCCAUUUCGACUGCUCGAACUCGCGACAGGAUGGGUCCGAUACGGUCGACUCGAGAACACUCAAGAUCAUUGGCGAUGGUGGUACGGACUCCAUCGGCACUUAUAUGCCAUAUUCGGAGUCCUUGAGCUCAUUUUGCUCACCGGCCUCUCUGCUGUUGGAGAAAAAGAGCAUGGAAUAGUCCAUGUUUGUCUAUUCUACAGCUUCGGUGUUGUAGCCCUUCUGUUUUUCAUCUCAAAUACCGUUUGUCAUUCACAAUCAUUAUAUUUCUUGAAUCCAUAUGGUCGAAUAUCGUACUACAUCAAAAUUGCGAUAUCUUUGACAUAUUUCCUAUCAGCUCCCGCCAUUGCCACAUUCUACGCCCUUUAUUGGAAAGCGUGUUUCACAUGGGCAUAUGAGCUAUUCGCGUUGGUCGAAUACUUUGACGUUUUCAUGGUAAUCUUCUAUCAUGGAUGUUGCGUUUAUUGGGAUAUUCAACACAAGGUCAUAUUCAGCAUACGAUAUGAGCCGCCCAAAAAGAAGGUGCAGGAAGAGCAUCAGAUGGUGGUCAAGAGGACUCGCGGAUAG